Messenger RNA from Salvelinus fontinalis (brook trout), 7960 nucleotides. RefSeq names its product solute carrier family 25 member 36-A-like. Lineage: Eukaryota; Metazoa; Chordata; Actinopteri; Salmoniformes; Salmonidae. Gene Ontology annotation, cellular component: mitochondrion. The transcript is spliced from 7 exons. Gene Ontology annotation, biological process: pyrimidine nucleotide import into mitochondrion. Gene Ontology annotation, molecular function: pyrimidine nucleotide transmembrane transporter activity. The record is from RefSeq and is a predicted model, not a curated record. The coding region runs from base 418 to 1353 and encodes 311 amino acids.
ACGAUAAACAUUCUGACCUGUCGCUGUAGCAUUCGGUGAGGCAAGGGGUGAAGGCGAGCAAUGUAAGAGUCGGGCUGAAGGUGUGUCGGGGUAUAAGUAUAGCACAACGAAUUGGAUUCAUUCACUAGACAAACACAUCCACCAUGGCAAAAUAGUAUCUCUGUUAACACGGAAGAGACGCAAAGUCACUGUCGUAACCGCGAAGUUUUCAGUCAGGGGAAGGCAACGGUUAGCCUGGGAAGCUAGGUACUGUAGCUAACGCGUUACAUAUACUCGCUUUUGCUAGCAACUGACCUCCAGCACAACACGGCGCAUUGGGCUAGUGAUCAAUAAGUUACCCAUUCAUUGUCGUCAGCCCCCCUUGUCUCCGAACCCAGAGUGGUGCCCUGCGUCCGGGUCCUGGGAAUAUGAGACAGAAUGAGUCAGAGAGAUACCCUAGUUCAUCUGUUUGCUGGAGGGUGUGGGGGAACGGUAGGAGCCAUCCUGACCUGUCCCCUGGAGGUGGUGAAGACCAGGCUACAGUCAUCCCACAUCACACUCUACGUGUCUGGGGUGCAGCUCAGUACCGUCAAUGGGCCCAGCGUAGCACGCAUGUCCCCUCCAGGACCCCUGCACUGCCUCAAGUUGAUUCUUGAGAAAGAAGGAGCCCGCUCUCUGUUCAGGGGCCUGGGUCCUAAUCUAGUGGGUGUGGCCCCCUCCAGAGCCAUCUAUUUUGCUGCGUACUCCAGUGCCAAAGAGAGACUGAAUGGAGUGUUUCAGCCAGACUCCACACAGGUCCACAUGGUAUCUGCUGGCUUGGCAGGGUUCACAGCCAUCACAGCUACCAACCCUAUCUGGCUCAUCAAGACUCGCAUGCAGCUGGACUCCAGGAACCGCGGGGAGAAGCCCAUGAAUGCGUUUGAGUGUUUGCGGCGGGUGUACCAGACAGAAGGCCUGCGAGGGUUCUACCGGGGAAUGUCAGCGUCCUACGCUGGAAUCUCGGAGACUGUGAUCCACUUUGUCAUCUAUGAGAGCAUCAAGCGGCGCAUCCUGGAGGCCAAGGCAGCGCAGCACAUGGACGAGGAGGAGGAGGCGUCCAAGGACGCCUCGGACUUUGUGGGGAUGAUGCUCGCCGCCGCCACCUCCAAGACCUGUGCUACGUCCAUCGCUUACCCCCAUGAAGUGAUCCGGACCCGGCUACGGGAGGAAGGCACCAAGUACCGUUCCUUCUUCCAGACUCUGACCACGGUGCCCAAGGAAGAGGGCUACCGGGCGCUGUACCGCGGCCUCACCACCCACCUGGUGCGCCAGAUCCCUAACACCGCCAUCAUGAUGUGCACCUACGAGCUAGUGGUCUACAUGCUGAAUGGUUAACCUCUGACCCUUGACCUACGACCCAAGAUGAAACCCCAGAGAGAGAUGGGCCGACGUGGACGGAUGGCAUAAAGAGACCCCAGAGAAAUUAAACAGGAGAGGGACCAGGGACUGUCAUCUCUCCCACCUCCAGUCCCUCCAUCCUGUCUUUCUAAAACUAAAGCAAAUUGUCCCAAAAGCACCCUGUUUUUGGGAUGGGGAGUUGGGUUGUUUUCAGGGUGCACGACACAGAAAGAGGGGUUGGUAGACGGGAAAUCAAUGUUUGUUUUGGGGAUAUGGUUUAAAGUUGUUUAAAAGAAGCUGUCUCAUUGAAAAUUAGUCCUUAGGAGCCCUUUCUCUCUUGUUUUCUUGCCCUCUCUUAUUGUGUCUCUCCUAAAAUAAGCUUUACAAGCGCAUAGCUUACUGGAGCAGGUACAUUGGGGAGAGCACUCAAGCUAGUUUAGAGUCUAACAAUGCUAAUCAUUUCUCUGGUUUGUGUCUCACGGGGGCAAUUGGUAGUAGAGGCUUGUUGAGUGCAGGGAGGUCUUGAGGUGAGGAUAGUGUGGAGCGAGGUGGAUAGGGGAUGUGCCUUGCAUGACGACUUCAACUGACCUGUACAGAUGCAUAAUAAUGAUAUGUGGGGAAGCAAAGGUCAGACCAGCCCUGGUUUCUGGAUCUCAGUAGACCACAGUUGGACCGCAGGCAUUUAGAACCACACACAGUGCUGGUUGGGUCCACUUGGUACUCAGGACGAAGCCUGGUCCCCUCCACCCCAGUUGGUCAACAUACACACACACACAGGAGCUAGUCCACUCUGACAGGCUAGCCCUGACUGACAUCCUGACUAACACUGUAGACAGUACUGACUCCUACUGGAAGACAUCUGCAGAAGUCUUUACUGUACAGCCUGGUCAGUGUGGACAGCACUUUGGGCUCUUUCUCUGUUUGCAUUCUGUAAAGUGAGUUGGGUGACCGUAAGAACCUCUGACCCACUCCCUCAGCACCUAGACUGACCAGAAUCAUCCGCCCUUUUUAACUACUUGAAUGCUAACCAACUCAAGGAAUAACAAACUAAAGACGAUGGGAGCAUUGUCUCGCAUCAGAAGCCAUCGUGCUAUGGUAGUGAAAUAACCACCAACCUUGUGAAUAUACUAAGAAUGAAAAAAUAUUUACAUAAAAUCAAUAACUUAACAAGACAAUUUUGUAUACUGAACAAAAAUAUAAACGUUAGAAUUUCACUGAGUUUACAGUUCGUAUAAGGAAAUCAGUCAAUUGAAAUAAAUAAAUUAGGCCCUAAAUCUAUGGAUUCCACAUGCCUGGGAAGAGGGCGCAGCUAAUCAGAAUGAGUUAUUCCCCACAGAAAUACCCCAGUUCCAUCAGCUGUCCGGGUGGCUGGUCUCAGAUGAUCCCGCAGGUGAAGAAGACGGAUAUGGAGGUCCUGGGUUGGCGUAGUUACACGUGGUCUGCGAUUGUGAGGCCGGUUGGAUGUACUGCCAAAUUCUCUAAAACGACGGCUUAUGUUAGAGAAAUGAACAUUCAAUUCUCUGAACACCUCUAGUGGACAUUCUUGCAGUCAGUAUGCCAAUUGCACACUCCCUUAACUUGAGACAUCUGUGGCAUUGUGUUGUGGUUUUAUCUUGGCAAAUUAGAAAUGCUCACUAACAGGGACGUCAACAAAUUUGUGCACAACAUUUGAGAGAAAUAAGCUUUUUGUGCGUAUGGAACAUUUCUGGGAUCUUUUAUUUCAGCUCAUGAAACAUGGGACCAAGACUUUACAUUUUGCUUUUAUAUCUUUGUUCAGUAUAAUAAUGAUAUUAAAUGGUAUAUAUUAAUGUCUUCAUAAGAUGUAAUAUUGUUGAAUUUUUCUGCCCAGUCAUGGGAGCGUAAACUCUAUGUUUUGGGUGAACCUCUGAACCCCCAAGGUUUCCUCUCCCCCUUAGACAAAUGUGUGAUUCUUUAUGCACUUUUCUGUAGACCUGCUCUGACCUACAGUUGCAUCUCUUCUUUCUCUGCCUCAGAAUCCAAGCAAGUGUUACAGAUGAGACAAUCCUCUGUCCAGUUUUCACUUUGGAGGUGUGUUGUACAGUUUAGUCUGCGUAUGAGAAUAGAUGGGAUACUCGAGUGUACGUGAUGCAGUAUAUGUGUAGUUACUAGAAAAAAGACUGCUUUUCAAAAAUGUUUCAUUUUGCAACGUCUUUUUUUCUGGUUUGUUUUGUUUGAUUUCUAAUCGGACUGUUUUUCGAUGGAAAGCAAAAAGAUGCUCUCUACCUACUUCGCCUCCAUUUUAUUUAGCAGUUUUUCCUGUUAUUUUGUUUGAGUUCUGUUUCAAGAUGACAAUGUUCAUCUCCUUGUCUACCUGUUGUUUACAUUCAGCUGUGUGUAACCAUAGAGAUGCCCUCACCUACUGACCUUUCCCCGCUCACAUGAUAGAGCACAAAGCCUUUCCAGCACAUGUAAGCUUACAUUUACAUUUACAUUUAAGUCAUUUAGCAGACGCUCUUAUCCAGAGCGACUUACAAAUUGGUGCAUUCACUCCAGCCAUUCACUCAAAUAUCCACAGGUCACACUAAUGCUAGAAAGAAGAAUUAGGUUUAUAUCAUGACCGUUCCUUAACAGAAAAGGACUAUUGCUACUCAAUAUUCACUCUGGAACCCAGAAAAUUAAGACGGUAAUGACUGGAGUUGUGUUAAUAUCUAGAUAAACUGUAGCUAGUUUUCUUUUGAGAUGUGUGCAUUGCUCAAAUGCACCUCGUCACUCUCCAUGCCAACAGAUCUGGGUGACAGGGCUGGGACAAUCAUGAAGGCUGUAGAAGCAACAAACAACCUCACUAAAACAACUAAGGUUGUAUGUAGUAAGCACCAUCUCUAAAGAGGGUCAACGGUGAAAUCCGCUUGUGCUCCGCAAACAAAACAAUCUGUACCUCUGAGUGACUACACCAAGGAUUUCCGAGCUCUCCUUAGGGACCACUGAACGUUUCACAUAUUUCUUGUAGCUCUAAACUGGCACACCUGAUUCAAUUAGUCAACUAUCGCCAAUUUGUGGCGCCAACUAAUAUGUGAACCAUCUGGUGGUCCCUGAGGAGAGGUUUGGGAAGUAUUACUCUACACCAGGGAUGGGCAACUUUGAUGGGGGUGGGGGCCACUAAAUCUGAACUCAUCAUGAGGGGCCACAUUUGCUCACAGGUCUGUGUACCUACAUCCAUAAAAAAAUCAUUAAAACACUUAUUGCACACAGUGAGUGCAUGCAACUUAUGUGACUACAAGUAGCUAGCCACCUUUAGCUUGGGUGCUUGACUGCCAUUGAAUGUUCGGAUCAACCCUACCCCUCGGCCAGAGCGUCCAGUGUACGCUCCCAAUUUAUGAAUGGACAAUCUGGCAGCACAGUUGCAGUCACCAAUGCUCUGGAAAACAUAACAGCCCAACCAGCUCUGCUAGGGCAGGUAAUGUUUAGUGAGCUGUUCUCUCAUUUGUGUCUGGAAGUAGCUAGCAAGUUAACUUGGGUGCUUGACUGCUGUUAGUACAGAAUGCUCGGCUCAACCUUUAAAAAGAUGGGUGGGGCUAAAGCUUAAGAGGGUGUGAACGAUGCUGAAUGGGUGUAGACAAAGGGCUCUUCACUGGAUACCAAAACAUUCAAAGGCCAUUUUCUCAAAAGUGAGUUAACAAGUUUAUCAACUUCCAAAGCAAAAUGACUUCCCCAUUGUUCUUCAACUGUUGUGUAUGGUAUAGAAUGUUGUAGCUCUGAGUCUCUACUUUUAUCCAAUGUAAAAAACACGAUUUCAAAUUUUGAGCCGGUCGGUUACAAAUGUUCACUCCUAGACUUGCCACAACAAAAGGGGUUGAAUACAUAUCGACUUAAGACAUUUCAGCUUUUAAUUUUGUAUUAAUUUGUAAGCAUUUCUAAAAACAAUUCCGCUUUCACAGGGGGUUGAAUGGGGUAUUGUGUGUAGGCCAGUGACAAAUCUCAAUUGAAUCCAUUUUAAAUUCAGGCUGUAAAACAAGUCAAGGGGAGUGAAUACUUUCUGAAGGCGCUGUCAUUUCCUGCAAUUCUACACAUUUUGACACAGGGCAGAUAAAUUAUACUUUUUAUAGCUAACUUCCUGCAAUUCUACUCAUUUUGACACAGGGCAGAUAAAUUAUACUUUUUAUAGCUAACUUCCUGCAAUUCUACUCAUUUUGACACAGGGCAGAGAAAUUAUACUUUUUAUAGCUAACUUCCUGCAAUUCUACUCAUUUUGACACAGGGCAGAGAAAUUAUACUUUUAUAGCUAACUUCCUGCAAUUCUACACAUUUUGACACAGGGCAGAUAAAAUAUACUUUUUAUAGCUAACUUCCUGCAAUUCUACUCAUUUUGACACAGGGCAGAGAAAUUAUACUUUUUAUAGCUAACUUCCUGCAAUUCUACUCAUUUUGACACAGGGCAGAGAAAUUAUACUUUUUACAGCUAACUUCCUGCAAUUCUACACAUUUUGACACAGGGCAGAUAAAAUAUAUUUUUUAUAGCUAACUUCCUGCAAUUCUACUCAUUUUGACAGAGUUGCGAGAAAUGUUUGCAGUUUAUAAUACAUCUGAGGGAGACUGACUAACAAAUUCACUGGGGGCCAUCCGGCCAGUAAUUCUACCAUAAUUACUAAGUAUAGCUGGCCGCUAGACUAAUUUACCAAUCUAAUCAUUUUUUUGCUGACAUCAGUGGUGGAAAAAGUACCCAAUUGUCAUACUGAAUAAAGAUACCUUAAUAGAAAAUUACUCAAGUAAAAUACUACUAGAGUAAUAGUCGAAGUAUUUGGUUUUAAAUAUACUUUAGUAUCAAAUGUAAAAUAAAUCAUUUCACAUUCCUUAUAUUAAGCAACCCAGACGGCACUUUAUUAUUCAAGGAUUUUAUUUAAUUUUUAUUUAACUAGGAAAGUCAGUUAAGAACAAAUUCUUAUUUACAAUGACAGCCUACCCCGGCUAAACCCGGAUGACGCUGGGCCAAUUGUGCGCCGCCCUAUGGGACUCCCAAUCACAGUCGGAUGUGAUGCAGCCUGGAUAGCCAGGGGCACACUCCAACACUGACAUUUACAAACAGCAUUUUGUUUAGUGAGUCUCAGAUCAGAGGCAGUUGGGAUAUUCUCUUUAUAACUGUUUGAAUUGGACCAUUUCUGUCCUGCUAUGUAUUGAAAAUGUAACAAGUACUUUUAGGUGUCAGGGAAAAUGGAGUAAAAAGUAAAUGAUCUUCUUUAGGAAUGUAGUGGGGUAAAAGUUGAAAAAAUAUAUAAAUAGUACAGAUACUCAAACUACAUAAGUAAAAAUAUUUUAAAAGUACUUUACCUGGCUGUCAGUGACUGACAUGAGAAAAACUGCUGAUGCACAACAUUUUGAAAUUGUACAAAUUCAAACUGUCAACAGUAAGUUGAGACCCAGAGUGAGUUUCCACAAUAAUAUAUUCAGGGAGCUCAAAGUAUUGGGAGUGACAAUUUGUUGUUUUGUCGCUGUACUCCAGCACUUUGAAAUUAUGCAAUGGCUGUGAGGUUAAAGUGCAGACUGUCAGAUUUAAUUUGAGGGGAUUUUCAUCCAUAAUCAGGUGAACCGUCGAGAAAUUACAGCACUUUGUACAUAGUCCCUCCAUUUUAGGGGACCAAUUCACUUGUGUAUUAAAGUAGUAAACAUUUUAGUUUUUGGUAAUAUAUUCAUAGCAUGCAUUGACUACAUCAAUCUUGUGACUAUAAUUGAUUGGAUGCAUGUUGUUUGUUUUUGGUUGUUUCAGAUUAUAUAUCAUUAAUUUCUAUUGGGCACAAAAUAAUGUAUUGCCAUUUGAGUCACUUUUAUCACAAAUUAUAGAAUAUAUUUCGAAACACUUCAGGAUAAUCCUGAAUGAAUCGUGAAUAAUGAGAAAGUUAGACGCACAAAUAUCAUACCCCCCCAAAAAUGCUAACCUCCCCUCUUAUUGUAAUGGAGAGAGGUUAGCAUUUCUUGGGGGUAUGAUAUUUGUGCAUCCAAAUCUGUCAUCGUCAUUCACGACUCAUUUAGGAUACACAUCUGAAUUUGUCCCAAUACUUUGUCCCCCAAUUUUAUGGGACCAUGUACAAAAAGUGGUGUUUAGAAUUUAACUGUUCAUCCAAUAUGCAUGAAAAUACUCUCAAAUUAAAGCUGACAGCUUGCACUUUAACCUCAGUCAUUGCAUCAUUUCAAAUCCAAAGUGCUGGAAUAGAGCCAAAACAACGUGUCCCUGUCCCAAUACUUUGGGCGUUCUCUGUAUAAUAUAUAUUUUUAUUGAUCCCUGCUCUACACGUACGUACUUCUACUCUGGGUGUAUCGCUGUGUGUUUAUAUCUAGAGACAUUUGGUACACAGUUCCUUCACAUGGGUCUGUUCUCGCUUUGCCCUUGAAUGUCUGAAUUGUGUGUUAGUGUUUCCGUUCCAUAUGAUUAUCAUGCCCUUCUGUUUUGUAGGUGUGAGAGAGACCCUGUAGGGGUGGGUGUGUCCUUUAGAAGUCUAUUAAUUACUAACAAGUGUGUUCCUUUUCCAUUUAUUUCCUCUAAUUUGUAUUUUUUCCAUGUCUCUGACGAGCCUCUUAGAAGUGUGGCUGACUCUAUGCAUUCUCUUCACCCCUAGUUUGUGAAACAAAUCUAUUAAAAAGUGGUUGGAGCGUU